Porites lobata is the source of this 4094-nucleotide messenger RNA. Lineage: Eukaryota; Metazoa; Cnidaria; Anthozoa; Scleractinia; Poritidae. The record is from the annotation of a GenBank genome assembly.
AGCUGCGGUAGAAAACGAAGUCAUUAUGACAAAGAAAUGGAUCACGCGUUCACUCUUAUUUUUCACAACAUCAAGAGGCUGCAAGACGGCCAUUUAUCGAACAGUACGACAACACUCGAACAAGCGGAAGGCAAGUCGGAGAUAACUACUUGUACAAACACAAUGGAAGUGCCUUUGAGAAGAGAAAGAAGUAGAUCAGAUACUUCACUGUUAAGGUAUACGGGAGACAUGAGGACACUAAUUGAACUUCAGUCAAACAUGACGCGCCCAAAGUCGCGCUCUCACUGUGGUGAAGUUGCUUGUCCAGCAGAAACAAGAAAAGUCCGAUUUUCCGACGACUACGUUACAAGAAAGGAGGACGUAAGACGUCCACCUUUAACAAAAAGACCUUGGUCAGAUCAGCCACCUCGUCCUGCAAUUGUUGUAACCAAGGAAAGUUGACAUCAGCUUUACGGCUGCUGGGUUAAGUUUAAGAACGAAGGAAACUUUAGCAAGAAAAAUGAUGGUAUGUAACAUAAAGAAAAUCUUUUAAAAUGCAGACGAAUUCUUCUGAAACAACUGAGACACUUUUGCAGCAGUUCAUCAUCAUUCAUAGAGAAAACAUUUAGAAUUAAUUCAACAAGAAAGCUUGGCAAACAUAUUUUUUGAAAACAAAUGCAAAUUGUUAUGCAUACUAUUGACUGGGUGUCUGCAAUUUCGUCAUACUUUGCCUUCAGGGAAUGUUUUCUGUUUUUCUUUGAAUGAGUGAAUGAAUGAACUAAAUAUGCCACUUAUGAGUUAAGUUUUUUUCUUACUUAAAACCACACUCGCCUGAAGGCUCUAAUGCUUAUUUGUUGGGAACCCAUUAGACACUUGUUGCUUACCCUAGCCUUAUUGGCUACCUUUCUGAAUUGUCAGAUACCAUUGUGAACUGUUCAAGACGUUGUUACAUGUACGUUGAUCUAAUAAAAGAAGAAAAAAGUACUCAGAUAAAUAAAUGUAAUAUGCUACCAUUUGUCUUCGACACGGUUGUUGGCUAUAUCGACCAUCAUAGUACAUUUUGGGGGAAGAGGGCUUCCACAAGCCUGAUAUUUCAAGGAAAAUACGCAUUGAGAAAAAGUACUUAAAGCAGGCACCACAUUCAAAAAGGCAAACCAAGCUCAAUAAAUAUAUUUGAGGUCAACGCUAACUCGACACUUUAGAAGUGGUAGCUCUGAAGAAGAUAACAGAAUCGUUGAGAUCGACGGGAAUCGGGCAAAAAGGUAGAUAAAUUACAAGGAAUACAACACGACUCAGCUAACUUUAGUCAUAAAUCAACUUUCGUUCCCCAUCUCGGUGAGUGGCUGUAUCUUUAUUGCACGACAUAUGAGAAAAAAAGAAGCAUAAAAUAAGUUAUAAUAAGAACGUCUUUUAUGCCUGAAGUGACGUCAAACCCGCAAAGGCUAGAUCCGAUCGCGAAUAGUAAUCCAAAGUUAACUUUUGCUAGCAGAGGAAGCCCUCCCAAGGUCCGUGAUCAGAAGCAUGUUUCAUUCAGUCUUGCCAUUUUUUUAUACGCUGGAACUGAUUCUUUGUUUUCUUUUUAAAGAAAACUUUUUUUACAAAUCUGUAUCAGUAAAGAAUGAAAGAAGGCAGAGACUAAAAUGAAAAAGGCUAGCUCUAAAAAAUGCUGACAAAUGCCGCUUAUAUUAACAAGUAUGACCACAUCUUGCAUGAUGCGGAUACGCUAAAUGAGAGCGUGAAGUUUGAUUGGAUGUUUCCCAAACACGCAGCAAAAGAGGUCACCACAGGGACACGAGCACGGAAUGAAAAGGGCUGAUUAACUCUGAGUUCCCUAGCGUAAAUUGAAAAACAAUUGGCCUCUGGAAACCAGCCACAGCUUUGCUAAGGACAUGAGUGGCACUUUUAACGAAUUAAUUCAUCAAGUCAACUUUUCCUCGAAGGACACCUUUCAAGUGACCGUUUUGGAGACGGAUAUCAGCUGAGAGUUAAUUUAGAGAAGUACAAUGAAACAUGGAAGUUGUCAAAAUUAUAAAUUUCCUCAUGGUUCGCGCCAAACGUUGCAAACUGAAAAGAUGUUCAUUGUAAAACCUCGCGCGGCUCGGGGGAGGAGACCUGUAAAAUGUCAGGGAUUUAAGGGCGAGAUUGAAAUAGCAAACUGAAUAUCACACAGCACUACUUGGAGGUUGCUUACGUCCUUAAAUAGGUAGGGGCGUCUCUACCUGACAAGCACGUACGCAGGUGCAUAACAGAAAAUAAAAAUGUCAAAGGUUAAUGAAAAACACUACAAAGUAAAAAAAUGUAAAAUAAUUAUGCUGGAUAAAAGCAAUAAUUCGAAGAAGCAAAAUCACUCUCAGCCAUGUAACUUCCCCUCAUAUCUUUCAAAUAUUAAUUUUUCAGAUCGUAAGAUGCUGGAGUAGGCCAGAAGGAGGAAAACUUAGACCAGUUUCGCGGAUAUAUUACAAUUUUAUGAUUAGUAUGCUUGCGCCUUAACCAAAAAUAAAUAACUAAGCAAUAAUGAUAAUACUAAUAACACAAUGGAAUCAAAAUUUAAGAAUUCUUUGCAAGCAGUAUAAGAGAGGCAAUUUAACUUUGGCUUACGUGUGAACCAUUGUUAAUUGGUAAAGAAAUCGUAUAGUGUAUUUUCCAUGAUGAAAACUAAGUCAUAACUCCAUAUUUUUUUCGGACCAAGUUAAUUAAAAUUUGCCUUACGCGACUACUUCUAUUUAACUCUUUAGUUUUACCAAGUACUUGAUCUCUCAGUCUUACCUUAAAUAAUGGCAGUCUGUUUCAUUUUAUUUAAUGGGGUAAAUUUGCCUUAGACGGGCUUGUAGGGACAGCUUUUAAGUUAACUGAAAUAGCGGGAAUUACGGGGCCAAAAGUGGUACUCAGGGAUUAUGAUAAGUUACAAUGCCACAAAAUACAGCGACGUCGGUGAAAACAGGCAUAAAUACGUGUAGGUACAGUAAAUCAUAUCGUUACGCUUUUAAAAGAACUUGAACUUUGGUCCAGUUUAAGUUAAAGUUGCGCCUGUUAGAGACGGCUGAGAAAUUUACAUAAAAGCGUGAUGUAUACACGUGCAGGGUUGUUUUACUCAAUAAACUGAACAGUUCUUCGAAUUCUUUGACCUCCUUGUUGCCUAAGCUCCGGCGUCACAGUUUGGUAAGGUCUCCGAUAUUCAAGCCCUGCAUACAGCAUUGAAUACCACAACUUUGAUUUUUGAAGUUAUGCAAUCAAAAUAGCUAGGAAGCUGCGGGCAGCGAAAGGCAACGAAAUGUAACAAAUUAAUGAAGACGCACGUGCAAGCUUAAGCUAUUGGCUUUGUGCCUUUCCUUUUUCCCUUGCCGACGACCUUGCGUAAGGUCAUUAAUCAUAACAUAAGAACAGAACUUAAACUGUAGCAUCGCCUGGCCCUAGGCGCAGCUCGAUCAAGAUGGAGUCGGUUUCUCCAGAAGUUCUUGAGCAAAAUCAUUAUCUCUAGCAUGUAGAAUUCAAUGCACCCGAUCGAUGGCACUUGGACCAAACAUCAUGCAUAUGUCACACACAUGACUGACUAAACUCUUUUGUGCUGUUAAAUCUCACCUCUGAUUGGCAGAUACUAAUUAAAAAAAUCUACAGCGUUUCGUUGGUAUAAAUGCUGUGAUCAAUAGAUAUCAUUCAAAAUUAACAAAUGUGUAGAUACUUGUGUGGCCUUAAAUCUGCAGCUUCGUACAACAGGUUGCAAAAUACAGGAUGUUGUUCCCGCAAUGAGAGACUUCAAACCCACAAAAGAUAUGAGCCAUCACCCAUCUAGAAAACAUUCCAACAGGUAUGACAAAGAAAUGGAUCAGGCCUUUACUCUUAUUUUCCACAACAUCAAAAGGCUGCAAGAUGGUAUGUUGAGCAACAGUGAUCCAGACCUUACUAAAGAACCCAGCAACUUCGAUCUGGAGCCAAAAACAGUAAAGACCAUUCAAAAACCGGUUAGAAAACGUAGCAGGUCAGAGGAUUUUAGGAUUUUAGGAUUUGGAGUCCAAAGAACCGCAUCGCCUGCUCUUAUCAAGUCUGGUUCUCUUCAGCAACUUAGUGACGCAGCGAAGUCUCCAUUUCAGAGACGAAAAGUAAGAUUUGCUGAUGAU